Messenger RNA from Hibiscus syriacus, 2563 nucleotides. RefSeq names its product putative receptor protein kinase ZmPK1. Gene Ontology annotation, molecular function: protein serine/threonine kinase activity; ATP binding. NCBI's taxonomy places the organism in Eukaryota, Viridiplantae, Streptophyta, Magnoliopsida, Malvales, Malvaceae. Bases 78 to 2459 code for a protein of 793 amino acids. The transcript has a single exon. Gene Ontology annotation, biological process: protein phosphorylation; recognition of pollen. The record is from RefSeq and is a predicted model, not a curated record.
GCAAAUCUCACGACUUCGCAAACAGCUCUCGGUUGCCAAGGACUGCUAAAUCCAAUCUUGAAUCUCGCACGAGAUUCAUGGCAGGACCAUUGCUCUUUGUCGCUUUGGUUCUUUGUUUCCCUCUUUCAUCUUCUUCUGCUGAUGUUCUAAGCGAGGGCUCAUCUCUUUCAGUGGAAAAAGUAAGCGACUUUCUGACAUCACUAGAUGGCACUUUCGGUGCCGGAUUCCACCCCGUUGGCCAAAACGCCUAUUGCUUUGCCAUAUGGUUCAAUAAGCCACCCUGCCGUGAUAACUGCACCCUGGUGUGGAUGGCAAACCGCGACCACCCCAUCAAUGGCAGACAAUCAAAGCUCUCCCUUACCAAAACGGGUAAACUUAUCUUGACUGAUGCUACGCGUAUCAUUGCUUGGGAGACCAACACUGCUUCCCUUUCUCCAACGCAUCUAAAACUCUAUGGUACUGGCAAUCUGGUCCUGCACGAUUUGGAGGGUGCCAAACUUUGGCAAAGCUUUGACUCCCCAACCGAUACCUUGCUUCCUCUUCAACAUUUCAGUAAGGAUUCAAAGCUUGUCUCAUCAAGAAGCCAAAAUAACUAUUCUUCAGGUUUUUUCAGUUUUUAUUUCGACACUGAUAAUGUACUGUGUCUUUUAUACGACGGCCCCGAGGUUUCAAGUGUCUAUUGGCCAAAUCCUUCGCUUUUGAGAAUGGAAGCUGGAAGAUCCAAUUACAACGAUAGCAGAAUCGCUGUACUAGAUAGCUUGGGGAAUUUUAGCUCGUCCGAUGAUUUUACUUUCAUGUCAGCUGAUUAUGGCUCAUUGAUUCAACGAAGAUUGAAGCUUGAUUACGAUGGCAGUAUUCGACUAUACAGUCUAAGUGAAGGGGGGGAGUCAUGGGUUGUUUCAUGGCAAUCCUUCCCUCAACCAUGCCUUGUUCAUGGAAGUUGCGGACCAAACAGUAUCUGCAGCUUCAUUCCUAGUUAUGGUAGGAAAUGUUCUUGCAUUCCAGGACACAAGAUGAAGGAUCACACAGAUUGGUCCCUUGGUUGUGAGCCCGAGUUUGAUCUUUCUUGUAAUGGAUCCGAUGUUGGUUUUCUGAAACUCGGUCAUUCGGAAUUUUACAGCUACAAUUACGGUUUGUUUCCAAAUUACACCUUAGACCGGUGCAAGAACUUAUGCCUUGAGGUAUGCGAUUGCAAAGGCUUCCAAUUUAUUGCAAUUGGAACUGACCAGCCAUAUACCACAUAUUGUUAUCCCAAGACACAGUUAUGGAAUGGGCACCGCGAGCCAAGUUAUGGUGGAGAGUUCUAUUUGAAAUUCCCCAAGGCACCUAUGUCCUCCUACAACAACCCCCGUAAAGAUUACAAGCUUGAAUGCUCUGCUCGAGUUGAGCAACUAAACCGAGAGUAUCCAAAAAGACUUGAAAAUUCAUCAUUGAAAAUUGUCCUUUGGUGUGCUAGUGUCAUUGGAGGAAUCGAGAUUUUCAUUAUCUUCGGAGUCUGGUAUUUCUUGAUUAGAACUCGUCAAGAUUCACGCCCGAUAGGAGGCUACCAUCUCGCUGUAACAAACUUCAGAAAAUUCACCUAUGCUGAGCUUGAUAAGGCAACAAAUUGUUUCAAGAAAGAAAUUGGAAGAGGUGCCGGGGGAAUUGUGUACAAAGCCAAACUCGCAGAUGAUCGGAUUGCUGCUAUCAAACGACUCAUUGAUGCUAACCAUGGGGAAGCUGAAUUCCUAGCAGAAGUGAACACCAUUGGGAGGCUUAACCACAUGAAUUUGAUAGAUUUAUGGGGUUACUGUGUGGAAGGAAAGCACAGGCUUUUGGUCUACGAGUACAUGGAACACGGAUCCUUGGCGGAAAACCUCUCUUGUAAAACACUAGAUUGGAAGAAAAGGUUUCAAAUCGCAGUGGGAACAGCGAGAGGCUUAGCUUAUAUCCAUGAAGAAUGUUUAGAGUGGAUUCUCCACUGUGAUAUAAAGCCUCAAAACAUUCUCAUAGACUCUAAUUAUCAGCCUAAAGUGUCAGACUUUGGCCUGGCUUGGUUGCUAAACAGAGGUGAUGUCAAGUAUUCAAAAAUCUCAAGAUUGCGAGGAACUAGAGGUUACAUGGCGCCUGAGUGGGUGUUGAACAUGCCCAUCACCUCCAAGGUGGAUGUUUAUAGCUAUGGAAUCGUUUUACUUGAGUUGAUAACCGGGAGAAGCCCUUCGAUGGGAGUCCAUGGAAUUGAUGGUAAAAAGGUAAUGCAAAGAACGUUAAGUAAAUGGGGGAAAGACCAGACAGAAACUGAUAUAACAGAAACACGGAUGGGAAUGAUAGUAGACCCAACAUUGGAGGGGAAAUACGACGAGGCUGAAAUGUCAGUUUUGGUUAAAGUGGCACUCCAAUGUGUGCAGGAAGACAGAGAUGCAAGACCAACCAUGGGUGAAGUAGUUCAGAUGCUGCUUCACCUUGUGGAAAUACAAUGAGCAAGGAAGCAUUUGAGUUAUGUUCUUCAAUGGUCGAAGUCUUAAAUGAUCAACUGCUUACUGUUGGCAAAAAACUUAUAUGUAGCAGCUUGAUCAUUCUACAA